UUGUGGCAGGAGAUGACUUUUGUAUGUCACAUUUCUUCUAUUCAGACCUUCCUAAACAGUUCAGUCAAGUAUCUUCACUGACACACCUCCGUAGGUCCUCGCCAUGGCAAUUGUGUGUGUCUUUUGUGCAGGUCUGGGCAAGCUGUGGUGGAACAACCGCCUGAUGAAGAAGAAAGAAGUGUUGGAUGAUGAGAAGAGGGCGCGGAUAGAGGAGAUGCGCAAGACGGGGCUUCCAAUGAAGCGGGCUAAUCCGGUGCCCUUCGGCGUUCGUGCGAUACAGAGCGGCGUUGAGGUCGACGGCAUCUGGAUAUCUCGGCCGGCAUCGCUCAACGAGCUGGGGGAAAAACUAGCUUCCUCAACCACCCUCGCGGGCCGGGACUCGGAUUCGCAAAGCAAGGGGCGGGGUUACUUUGAGGACGAGAGGCCAACUCGCAUCACCGCAACAAACCUCGGCACCAAACAGAGUCCCUCCUCCGCCUCCAUCUUCCAGAAACUCACAGACACCGAAUCCAUGGGAAGCAGCACACCCUCCGCCGCGUUACCCGUCUCGCAAUUCGCAUACCACAAGACCAACAAUAGGCACUCCUCCCGCUCAGCCGGCACCCUAAACGAAGACACCCUACGGCGCCUCGAAAGCCAGUCAUCACCGCCACUCCGAAACCAACAGCCCUACGACACCUACAUCCCAACCACCACCCCCGUCCCCACCGCGACCACCAACCCCCCGACCUCCCCGCGGCGUCCCAAUCCGCGCCGCCCCGGCGACCGCAACUCGGCAGCCUCCUCAUCAGCCGACUCGGUCGACUCACAACCGCGCUCGUUCAAGAGCGCCAGCGACGGCCGCAGCUACACCUCCUCGCACAGCUCGCGGCUGUACAUGGCGACAGCGGCGGCGGCGGCGCGGCACCCGCAACAGCAACACUCUCAGCAGUACCACCGCCAACAACAGCAACACCACCAACAACAGCAGCAGCAACACCACCAACAACAGCAGCACCACCAACAGCAACAGCAUUCGCCGGCGCCGCGGCGCUGGCCGGAGAGAGGCACGGAGGGAGAGAUGGCGCCGCCGGAGCCGACGUUUGGUCCGGGGGAUUUGCACUUUGGCAAUAGCCGGGCUUCUGGGGGGGAGGGUCGGUGAGGGGUUGAGGUAGGGGGAGUUGGGGGUUAGUUUGUGAUGGAGGGUACCUGAUUGCGCAUUGUCAAUUUGAUCGUUGAAGACUUGAAGUUAGUAUACAGCUCGGUGGUGUGUUGGCUCAUGAUGAGUGUGCUUGGCGGCGUUCGGGAUGCAAAGGGGCGGUGGUGGUUCAGUCUUUGGAGAUCGUAAACGUCACAUGUUGUUGUUUAAAGUUCGAAGUAGGUAUGCUAGAGACUCAUAUUUGGAAUACAUGAACAUAUUGAUCGCUCUUUUGGUUGUUACCUACUCAGGAUGAUGGCUUUCAAAGUCUCUCUCACGGGAUUGCAGUUGGUGGUUGGUUGGUUGGAUGAAUCAAU
Chaetomium fimeti is the source of this 1494-nucleotide messenger RNA. RefSeq lists its product as uncharacterized. The transcript has a single exon. Lineage: Eukaryota; Fungi; Ascomycota; Sordariomycetes; Sordariales; Chaetomiaceae. The coding region runs from base 104 to 1141 and encodes 345 amino acids. The record is from RefSeq and is a predicted model, not a curated record.